AUGGCAGCUCUAGAGCCGAAAAGUGGCUACCUGGCGGAGUUGGUAUCAACAUCCAACCUGCCCUCUGUCACCUUUGUUGUCACCGCCUUGACUUUGAUCUUAUUCUACACUCUACAACGUCGCAAACCAAAUGUGCCGCUUAUCAACCCCAAGCGGUGGUUCGAAGUUUCGGAUCAGAGGAUCAAGCAGGAAUUCGUUCACAAUGCAAUUCCGAUGAUAGAAAAGGGCUUUGCUGUGACUGGCAACAAGCCGUUUCGUGUCCAAGCAGAUAGCGGAGAAGUCACGGUUCUCCCUCCCAAUGUUGCCAAUGAGAUUAAGAACGAUGCCCGCCUAAGCUUUGAAUUGAAUACCUCUAGGGCCUUUUUCGGUCACCUCCCAGGCUUCGAAGUCUUCAAUACCGAUGGAUGUAACAUGAGAGUUGCAAAGUCUAUAGUCCAACGCCAGUUGACUACUUAUCUUGCCAAAGUAACAAAACCGCUCUCUGAUGAAGCCACAUUGUCUCUUCGGGAAAUUUUAACAGACAACAAAGAGUGGCAUCAAAUUACCCUGAAAAAUGAACUUCUACAAAUCAUUGCCCGCCUCUCCUCCAAGGUCUUCCUCGGCGACGAACUCUGCCACGAUGAAAGGUGGCUAGACAUUACUAUCAACUACACUCUCCAUGCGUUCGCAGCUGCAGAUUCCCUAAGAAUGUGGCCUUCCUAUCUUCGUGAUAUCGUCCACUGGUUCUUGCCGAGGUGCAGGGCGUCUCGAGCAGAAGUUGCCAGAGCACGUACGGUCAUUGGGCCUAUUUUGAAGAAGCGUGCUGAGCACAAAGCAGCCCUCGCACCCCAGGGAAAGGAACCCCCUGGGUUGAAUGAUGCUAUUGAAUGGUUUGAAAACGCCUCAAGAGCCGAGGGUACUUAUGUUGAUCCUGUUAUAGGCCAGCUUGGACUCGGUCUUGCUGCUAUUCAUACUACGAGCGACCUCUCAACCCAAGUGAUUCUUGACAUAGCUUCGCAUCCGGAAAUCAUCGAACCGUUGAGAAAGGAGAUAAUCGAAGCUCUGAGAGAAGGCGGGUGGAAAAAAACCUCACUCUAUAAAAUGAAGCUUCUGGACAGCGUCAUCAAAGAGAGCCAGCGCAUGAAGCCCAUUACGUCUAUCAGCAUGGGCCGCGUAGCAACUACCGAUAUCACUCUAUCCGAUGGCACCACCAUUCCUAAGGACACUCACACAGUAGUCUCUAGCCACAGCAUGUGGGAUCCCCGAGUCCACACCAACGCAGACCAAUGGGACGGCUACCGUUUCUAUAACAUGCGCCAGGUCCCCGGACAAGAAAACAGCUCACAAUUCGUCAGCACUAGCCCAGAUCAUCUUGCCUUCGGACAUGGCCAGCAUGCCUGCCCAGGCCGGUUCUUCGCCGCCAACGAGGUCAAAGUGCUACUCUGCCAUUUGCUCCUAAAAUAUGAUCUGAAGGUAGUGGAAGGGUCGAUGAUUAAGCCAUUUAGGUAUUCGUUUUCGAUUAGUGCGAACCCCAUUGCGCCCCUUAUGAUCCGGAGGAGGGAGGACGUGAUUGAUCUGGAUUCGCUAGAAGCAUAA
This is a messenger RNA of Blastomyces dermatitidis ER-3, 1575 nucleotides long. RefSeq names its product trichothecene C-8 hydroxylase. The transcript has 6 exons. Gene Ontology annotation, molecular function: oxidoreductase activity, acting on paired donors, with incorporation or reduction of molecular oxygen; iron ion binding; monooxygenase activity. Bases 1 to 1575 code for a protein of 524 amino acids. The record is from RefSeq and is a predicted model, not a curated record. NCBI's taxonomy places the organism in Eukaryota, Fungi, Ascomycota, Eurotiomycetes, Onygenales, Ajellomycetaceae.